AGGUGAUUGGUCGGUUGUUUUCUCCCGAAGGUCACUGAAAUUUCUAGUAUGUUCUACGAGGAUAGGAUUUAAGAGGGCGUUCAGCUUGUUGUUGCAUUGAUUGUGUGAUUCGACUGAGUGUAUUUGUUCGUCUUGGCCUAACAGAGAAUGCCUAACGCCAUUGGAAUCGAUCUUGGCACAACAUAUUCGUGUGUUGGUGUUUUCCAGCAUGGUAAAGUGGAAAUAAUCGCCAACGACCAGGGUAACAGAACGACACCGAGUUAUGUGGCAUUCACAGACAAUGAGCGUUUGAUUGGUGAUGCAGCGUUGAACCAAGUGGCGAUUAACCCAACAAAUACAGUGUUUGAUGCGAAGCGGCUAAUCGGUCGUCGGUUCGAUGAUCCAUCAGUGCAGAGUGAUAUGAAGCACUGGCCAUUCGAGGUGACCCAAGUCGGUGGGAAGCCGAAGAUUUGUGUUACGUAUAAGGGUGAGAAAAAGACGUUCGCCGCUGAGGAGGUUUCGUCGAUGGUGCUGGUGAAAAUGAAGGAAGUAGCUGAAAGUUAUUUGGGCAGGACGGUGAGUGAUGCAGUUAUAACAGUUCCUGCUUACUUCAAUGACAGUCAGCGUCAAGCAACGAAAGAUGCAGGUGCUAUAGCUGGUCUUAAUGUGCUGAGAAUCAUUAACGAACCAACAGCUGCCGCAAUUGCCUAUGGUUUAGACAAGAAGGUUGGUGGUGAGCGUAAUGUGUUGAUAUUUGAUUUGGGUGGAGGUACAUUUGAUGUGUCUCUGUUGACAAUUGAGGAUGGGAUAUUUGAGGUGAAGUCUACUGCUGGCGAUACGCACUUGGGGGGUGAAGAUUUUGACAAUCGUAUGGUGAAUCACUUUAUACAGGAGUUCAAGCGGAAACACAAGAAAGAUAUCAGUGAAAAUAAGCGUGCAGUGCGUCGUCUGAGAACGGCGUGUGAACGUGCGAAGCGUACAUUAAGUUCAAGCACCCAAACGAACGUGGAGAUCGACUCAUUGUACGAUGGUAUUGACUUUUACACAACGAUUACUCGUGCACGAUUUGAGGAAUUGUGUUCCGAUCUGUUCCAGGCUACAUUGGAGCCUGUUUCGAAGUCUCUAAAAGAUGCUAAGGUCGAUAAGGGUCAAGUUCAUGAGAUAGUGUUGGUUGGUGGUUCCACUCGCAUCCCUAAGGUGCAGAAGCUGUUGCAGGACUACUUCAACGGGAAGGAGUUGAACAAGUCUAUUAAUCCGGAUGAAGCAGUGGCUUAUGGUGCAGCAGUGCAGGCAGCUAUUCUGAGUGGUGACAAGUCUGAGGCUGUGCAGGACUUGCUGUUACUUGACGUGGCUCCAUUGUCACUGGGUCUUGAGACAGCUGGAGGUGUGAUGACGGCUUUGAUUAAGCGCAACACGACAAUCCCGACGAAGCAGACUCAAACGUUCACGACGUACUCGGACAACCAGCCCGGUGUGCUUAUCCAGGUGUUCGAGGGCGAACGCGCGCUGACAAAAGACAACAAUUUGCUUGGCAAGUUCGAACUGUCAGGUAUCCCACCCGCUCCUCGUGGUGUUCCACAGAUCGAAGUGACGUUUGAUAUAGACGCAAACGGUAUUCUGAACGUUUCUGCCGUCGACAAGAGCACUGGGAAGGAAGGCAAGAUAACGAUCACAAAUGACAAGGGUCGUUUGACAAAGGAGGAGAUUGAGCGGAUGGUUGCUGAUGCAGAGUUGUACAAGGUUGAGGAUGAGAAACAGAAGAACCGCGUUUCUGCAAAGAACUCGUUUGAGAGUUAUGUGUAUGCAAUGAAACAGCGAGUGGAGGGUGAUGAGUUGAAAGGCAAGAUAUCUGAAAGUGAUCGUAAGACGAUAUUGAACGCGUGUGGGGAAGCAAUUAAUUGGCUGGACAACAAUCAGUUGGCGGAGAAGGACGAGUUUGAUUACCAUCAGAAGGAGUUGGAGAAGGUUUGUGCGCCGAUAAUUACGAAGAUGUAUCAGGAUGGUGGUAUGCCAGGAGGCAUGCCUGAAGCAGGUGGUGCGGGUGGUGGAAGUGGUAAGGGACCAACCAUUGAGGAGGUCGACUAGCCUGUAUUUGUUGCAAUUGAUUAAUUACUAUUUGAAUAAAUUUCGAUUUUAUCUAUAAUGAGUCGUGACUUUUGGUUUUUUCUGGUUGUCGGGUGUUUGACACAGGGUGAACGUUUAGUUGCUUGGGAGUAGUGAAUAUCGUGGCGUAGUGUCUCGUGGCUCAGCGUAGGGCAGUGAGUGGUGUCCGUUCGGUUUCAUAGUUGGUGUUAGUGAAGACUUAGUGAGUGGGCUGUUGUGGAUUUGGGUGUGGCGUUUAUGUUGUGGGCUGGACUGUGGUUCGUGGAGUACUUAGAUGUAAUUGUGUGUAUGUUGGGAUGAGGUUUGGCCAGUGCGACCUUAGGUGCGCGAUUAGGCGAUGCUGUGCAACUGUCCAGGUUAGUUUGCCCAUGAGAAGUGAGUAUUGUCUGACGAGUGGUUUGCGUCGACACGUAGCCCAAUCACAAGUUGGACAAGACCUAAUGUGUUUGCUCGGUGUAGUUGUGAAGCACUAUUUCGUUUGUGUCAGUAGAUAUUCCGAGAUGUUUGUUGGUGUGGUUUGUGAAUCGAUCGAGAGUACUGUUUCUGUGAUGUUGUUGAGAUUGCUGAGUAGUUUGUCCAGCAGAGGUAACUUGUACCUGUGGCUGUGAGUGCAUUUGCUUGAGGACUCGAUCUAUGACUCAGUUAAGUGGGAUGAGUCUUCCUGAGACUGUAGAGGUUCAGUUGGAUAAGUUGACCGGCCUGCAACUGUCAGUUGGUUGGAAUGUAGUAUAGGUGAGGUUGACGAUGCACGUGUUUUGCGCAGUAGUCUAUGUUGGCGGAUCUAGGAUGAUGAGAUGUAGCAAACGGCCUUUCGGUUGUUAGGAGUGUUUAUAUUUCACCGAGUUAGACGAUCACGGUGUGUGGAGCAACGAAUUGUCGACCACUUGAGUAGUCUUACAUGUAGAGGUGGAUCUAUUGUAAGGUAUGUGUGCGCAACAACCGAAACGAGAGUGGCUGUUAACGGGACUGUUUCGGAAAACUGUGGGACUGUCAUUCACUAUGAGUCCACAAGAUUGAGCAGAUGGACAGAACAGUCUACUUACUUACUUACUUACUUACUUA
Messenger RNA from Schistosoma turkestanicum, 3144 nucleotides. Lineage: Eukaryota; Metazoa; Platyhelminthes; Trematoda; Strigeidida; Schistosomatidae. The record is from the annotation of a GenBank genome assembly.